Messenger RNA from Astrephomene gubernaculifera, 3009 nucleotides. Lineage: Eukaryota; Viridiplantae; Chlorophyta; Chlorophyceae; Chlamydomonadales; Astrephomenaceae. The record is from the annotation of a GenBank genome assembly.
UACCAUUGUAUCUUGAGUACCUUUUGUGAUGGCGAUUGACGUCGGCCCUAGCGUUGACUAUCCGCACUCGGUGGGCGUUCACAGUGGGCACAAGUGAACCUCUAAACAGUUAUAUCGCAUUACUCCGUUUUAUUAACAUCAUGGUACCGGUAGCAUCUAACCGAUUCAGUAGUCAACGGGUAGCAUUAUUGUCUUGUGGCAGUAGGAGGAAGACUGUUGUGGCACUUGGCCGACAUCGCGAUUUUGCAACCGAGUCAAUAGAACAUGCUGUUCAGGCUCUCAAUAAGUAUCUAGUUGAUCAUCAGCAAAAGCGUGAGCGCCAGCGUCGCUCGCGCCACGAUGAGGCGACCAGUAAUGGCGCGGCAGAAGUCGACGCCCUGCCUGUUGGUAGACCCAUUACAUUUAAGGCAUCGGCCAAAGCAGAGAAACUUGUAAAGGAACCCCCUGGCGCUGGCCCCACCAUGCGCGGCCUCUCAGCCUACCUGGCGCUUCCCCUGGACCAGUAUUCCCUGCUGGAUCCAGGCUGGAUCUCGCGCUCCCCGGCCGCCCCUGACGAGUUCGUGCUGCGUGUGCCGCUGUUUGAGCUUGUGGGGCUGGACAUGCAGCCGCAGCUGAGCGUCAAGGUAUCCCUGGACCCCCGUACGAGUCAGGUCCACUUCCUAGCGGACAAGUUCAAGGUGGGUGACCCACGGUUCGAUGAGGACUUCAAGCUGCACAUGCGGGCCAGUCUGCGGAACAAGCCCGUGCCCACACUGCGACCUCUAAGGUCGAUUCGGCGCAUGUGGUCCAAAGCGAGUGGCAGGGAGGAGGCAGCAGCAUCAGCCGCUGCUACUACUGCUGCUGCUGCUAACGGCGGCAGCAACCCAGGGGAGCAGCAGGCAACUCCCGGCACUGUCGUAGUGGUGCCUCCGUCCUCAUUAUCACCUACAGUACCCUCAUCAUCAGCGUCAGGGCCGCCGUCACCGUCCCAGCGCUCAAAUGAGCUGCAAUACAGUAGUCCCAACGGCUCUGGAACCACGUCCGGAAACCUAGUUCAGCGUAACGCGGAGGUCGUUAUCGCGGAAGUUGUGGAUGGCACGGAUGGUGCGGUGAUGGCGCGCUUUGGGGAUGGCAACGGUGCAGAGGUGGAAGGAGCACAGCGGUUAGCGGGAACAGCGUCGCUGACAUCUUCCUCGUCUGAUACGGCAAGCUUCGGAGCUAAUACCGCGCAAACCGGGUUUAGCAGUAGCAAUGCUGACGCCAACGGCUUCAGCUGUAGCAGCAGAAAGAACAACAGCGGGAACGGGAACGAGGAUGGGAACCACGGCCGCUUUGUUGUCGACUCUAAUGGCUAUUACGGCUCGUACGGCAGCAGCAGCAGUAGCGGCGGUGGGAUAGGGCCCAGGGGCACAGUCGCCAUUCGGUCGGGGCUGCCAAACGGACGUGAGGGGAGCCUAGCAGCGGACAGGGCAGCAGUGGCAGCCUCAGCGGCCCAUGGGUCAGUUCCGACCGCCUCAGCCUCACCGCGGGUCGCCGUAGAGCAGUUGCCAUUCAUAGAGGAGUCGGUGUUGUACGUUCCCGCCAGCCAAUGGGGGAGAUCUGAGUGCGGUGACUCGGCAGGGACGACGUCGGCGACAGCGGGCAGCUCCGGCGCUUCCCACGUAGUGGCGGCGGCAGCGGCGUCUAGGAACAGCGGUGGCGGCCUCCCUUCCUCCUCUGCUUCCGCUGCCGCAACCGUUACUGCGCCCUCUGCGUCCUGUAGCAGUUCAGCGUCGGGGUCUUUCAGCUACGAGCCACAGUGCAACAACAAUGGCGCCGAUGUGACGACUUUCUCGGACCCGCCUGGGAUGCAUGCUUCCUUUGCAGCGCAUUCCCCUACCUCCACCUCCUCGGCUUAUUACAACGGCCAGCCGCAACAACAACUAGGCGAGGCUAACGCCCAGAUGGACGUCUCUUCUAGCAACACCAGCAGCGGUGCCAGCAACACCAGCAGUAGCAGUAGCAGCAACAACAGCAGUAGCAGUAAUGGCGUGGGCAGUAGCACCACCACUAGCAUCACUAGCAGCAGCAACAGCAGUAACAGCGAUGAGGGCGCGACAGCGCUACUGGUGGGCAGUGUCGAUCUGUCGGUCACGGUGACGGUACCGUCGGCGCUUACAGCGGUACCUCGGCCUCUGCUUGGGAUGACUGGGAGCCUGAUUGUGCGCUACGCCAUCUCCUCCCUGCUGCCGUCCUUCCUGGACCUCCUAGUGGCUGAUUACGGCAGGUGGUCGUCGGGUCAGACCGUGGCAGCGCGCGCGGCUCCUGCGGGGGACCUAGCGGCAGCUGCGGCAGCAAACGCGGCGGCCAACGGGGGGACCGUACAAGGGAAGGCUCAACAAGCGGCUGCAGGAAAGGAUGCGAGGUAGUGUGUUAGGGCUAGUCAAUCGAUCAGGGAUAUCGGUUCAGGUCAUUCGGUCAUUUAUUCAGGGCUAUAGCCUGGUUAAAAAGUUACAUGGGAGUCUUUAGCAUGGGGCACAUAGGUGAUGGAGGCCGUGGAGACUACCGUACCCGUUAAUAGGGCAGGUUUGGAUUCCGGUAGGAGAGUAGUACUCAAGAGCUGGUGUUGUAGACGUUAGACGGAGGAGGUUUGAGUGGUGUAGGGUGACAGGUGAAGCGGAGCGCCAUGGCUUCACAUGAGUCUUUCUGAUCGCGGUUGCUCGGGCGGCGAUGUGUGCAAAGUGUUUCCGCUCCCGGGAUACUUCACGGAACAUCUGUCAUGUUCGAAACGUAAACGUCUUGCUGUGGUUGCGGUGCGACAUGAUGGGUACUGGUAUGCCUGACGGCUGAAACGAAGCAAGACAGAAGGGCGGGUGUGUGUUUCUCCACUCCUACUUCAGCUGCAGCAGGGGGCAGCAGAGAGCAAUAAAAGGUGCUGCUGGCUGGGCCUUGCGACAAGGAAGGCGGGGGCGUUCCGGCAUACGCAUAUGCCGUCCAUGGCUGCGGGUGGCUGCUGCGUUGGGGUUGCGUCUUGUAAAAUUGCUCGAGUGA